AUGUUAUCUAUCUCUCUCUGUUAUCUCUAUCUGUUAUCUAUCUCUGUUAUCUCCGUUAUCUAUCACUCUCUCUGUUAUCUCCGUUAUCUAUCACUCUCUCUGUUAUCUCCGUUAUCUAUCACUCUCUCUGUUAUCUCCGUUAUCUAUCACUCUCUGUUAUCUCUGUUAUCUAUCUCUCUCUGUUAUCUCUGUUAUCUAUCACUCUCUCUGUUAUCUCUGUUAUCUGUCUCUCUCUUAACUCCGUUAUCUAUCACUCUCUCUGUUAACUCCGUUAUCUAUCACUCUCUCUUAUCAUUCUUUACUCGGUUUCUAUCACUCUCUGUUAACUCAUUAUCUAUCCUCUCUCUAUUAAAUCGGUUAUCUAUCAGAUAUCUCUCUGUUAACUCGGUAAUCUAUCCUCUCUCUGUUAACUCGUUUCUAUCUCUAUCUCUCUCUGUUAACUCUCUCCUAUUAAUCUCUGUUAUCUUAUCUAUCUCUCUCUCUAUUCACUCGGUUAUCUAUCCUCUCUCUGUUAACUCGGUUUAUCUAUCACUCUCUCUCUCCUCUCUCUCUGUUAACUCGUUAUCUAUCACUCUCUCUGUUAACUCUCUUAUCUCAGUUAUUCUAUUUCUUAUCUCACUCUCUCUGUUAACUCGGUUAUCUAUCACUCUCUCUGUUAACUCGUUUAUCUCACUCUCUCUGUUAACUCGGUUAUCUAUCACUCUCUCUGUUAACUCAGUUAUCUAUCACUCUCUGUUAACUCGGUUAUCUAUCACUCUCUCUGUUAACUCGGUUAUCUAUCACUCUCUCUUUAUCUAUCCACUCUCUCUGUUAACUCGGUUAUCUAUCACUCUCUCUGUUAACUCAGUUAUCUAUCACUCUCUCUAA
Molecule: messenger RNA, 867 nt
Organism: Acanthosepion pharaonis
Lineage: Eukaryota; Metazoa; Mollusca; Cephalopoda; Sepiida; Sepiidae
Source: the annotation of a GenBank genome assembly